AUGUACAAACUACUCGCACCGGCGCUUUUCGCCUCUAUGGUGGCAGCUCAUGGCCACGUCUCAAAUAUCGUGAUCAACGGGGUUUCUUUCGGUGGAUGGGAUAUAAACAGUUAUCCUUAUACAGACACCCCUCCAGUGGUAGUAGCGUGGGGAACACCAAACACUGGAAAUGGAUUUAUCGAGCCAGACGGAUAUACAACCUCGGACAUCAUCUGUCAUCUCAACGCCACCAACGCCAAAGGCCACGCAGUUGUAGCUGCCGGUGACCGAGUCUUUCUUCAAUGGACGGACUGGCCCUCUUCGCAUCAUGGACCUGUGAUUGACUAUCUCGCCAGCUGCGGCUCAAGUGGCUGCGAGUCUGUGGACAAGACAACGCUUGAGUUUUUCAAAAUUGAUGGCGUUGGGCUUGUCAAUGAUGCCACCGUUCCUGGAACAUGGGGCGACGAUCAGCUUAUAGCUCAAGGCUCAGCGUGGAUGGUCGAGAUCCCUCCCAACAUUGCACCAGGAAAUUAUGUCCUGCGACAUGAAUUAAUCGCACUUCACAGCGCAGGCACUGAGGGUGGAGCUCAAAAUUACCCGCAGUGCUUCAACCUCCAAGUGACCGGAUCGGGAUCGGAUGUACCAGCAGGUGUCUUGGGUACCAAAUUGUACAGCCCAACAGACCCUGGCAUCCUGGUCAACAUUUACACUUCCUUGUCAACCUAUGUUGUCCCCGGACCAACUCUUUAUAGUGGUGCCGUCUCUAUCACGCAAACUACUUCCGCAAUCACUGCUACGGGUACACCAAUUACGGGAUCGGGCGCUGCAGGUGCAACAAGUGGGGGAUCAGCAACUCCCACCUCGUUUGCCCAAACAACCUCCUCACUCUCUCAAGCUACCACGGCCCAAGCUACGACUUUGGUAACUGUUUCUAGCACAACUGUCAAAUCUUCUACUACUGAAGCGCCUACUACGACAGGGCCAGCCACUGGAGGGUCAACUCAAUCUGUCUAUGGGCAGUGCGGAGGAACCAACUGGACAGGGGCCACUGCAUGUGUAUCAGCAGCGGCAUGCUCUUCUAUGAACCCUUACUACUCUCAGUGUGUCCCAACAGCUGCAUAG
Molecule: messenger RNA, 1101 nt
Organism: Penicillium soppii
Lineage: Eukaryota; Fungi; Ascomycota; Eurotiomycetes; Eurotiales; Aspergillaceae
Product: putative endo-1,4-beta-glucanase
Exons: 4
Coding region: 1-1101 (366 amino acids)
Biological process (GO): carbohydrate metabolic process
Cellular component (GO): extracellular region
Molecular function (GO): cellulose binding
Source: RefSeq, a predicted model, not a curated record